AUGCUAAACGAGCCAAGUAUACGUGAAAAGGAAGACAUCGAGAUGAUAGAUAUCUCACCUACAUGGAUGACUCCUAUGAUCAAUUAUUUACUCGACGGAAAACUUCCAACUGAAAAAAACGAGGCGCAAAAACUCUUGUAUUCAGUGUCUCGCUACACAAUAGUUGAAGGCAAACUAUAUAGAAGAGGUUAUUCAAUGCCUCUACUUCAGUGUGUACUUCCUACAGAAGCGAACGAGAUUAUCAGAGAAAUUCAUGAAGGCUUUUGUGGGGAUCAUGCAGGUUGGUUUGGAAUUCCAAUGAAGAUAGUGUUCAAUAACGAAACUCAGUUCGAUGGUGACUUAUUCACCGAGUUCUUCGAGAGGAACAAAAUAAUUAAGAGCUUCUCGUCAGUAUCCAAACCUCAAGCGAAUGGACAAGUGGAAGUUGUUAACAAAACCUUGAAGGAUACUAUCAAGAAGAAGUUAGAUGCUACCAAAGGUAGAUGGGUCGAUGAACUACCUCAAGUACUUUGGGCUCACAAAACUACUGAAAAGACAGCAACAGGACAUACUCCAUUCUCGCUAGCAUUUGGCUCGGAAGCAAUGUAA
Messenger RNA from Cannabis sativa, 588 nucleotides. RefSeq lists its product as uncharacterized. The transcript is spliced from 2 exons. Gene Ontology annotation, biological process: DNA integration. The record is from RefSeq and is a predicted model, not a curated record. Lineage: Eukaryota; Viridiplantae; Streptophyta; Magnoliopsida; Rosales; Cannabaceae. Gene Ontology annotation, molecular function: nucleic acid binding. Bases 1 to 588 code for a protein of 195 amino acids.